UCUCAUAGAUUCAAUCAGUACCUCUUUGACAUAUUUUUAUAGAAAGAGGAAAAUGAAAUACGAUGAGAUUUUUGCUCGAAGCUUUAGUCGACACGACCAGAGAAGAUUCGGGUAUGGUGCAUUGGUUGCUUGUAUUAUAGUCACAUGUUGUUUGUGCACCGUGUUCAAGCCUUACCUCGGCCCUUUACCUGUUUCGAAUCUAAGGUUGACGUUGGUUGAUGGGCUCAAAUUGAUGAUGGUUUCCGAAAGAGCCACCAAACCCUUGGAAGCUUAUGUUGAAAUAGAAGAAACGAAGCAAAUUUGCAACACCUCAAAACAAAGAUCAGAUAGUUGUGAGAUGAAGGGCGAUGUAAGAAUUCAAGGGAAUUCCUCCACCAUUUUUGUGUUAUCUUCGCACCGAAAAAAUGCCUCAUGGACCAUAAAGCCUUAUGCUCGUAAAGGUGACAUAAGUGCAAUGGAAAGUGUAACAAACUUUACUGUCAAAGUGAUCCAAGAAAAAAUUGAAACCAUGCCCACAUGCACCAAAUCUCACAAUGUACCAGCCAUAGUCUUUUCAGUUGGUGGUUACGCCGGUAACAAUUUUCAUGCCUUUACAGAUGUCAUCAUCCCUCUUUACGAAACUUCUCGAGAAUUCAAUCGUGAAGUGAAGUUUCUCGUGGCCAAUAAACGGUCUGGAUGGACUAGAAAAUUCCAAGAAGUAUUAGAUAAAUUAUCGAGGUACGAAAUCAUUGAUAUUGACGAAGGAAAUGAAGUACAUUGCUUCCCGAGUAUGAUUGUGGGUCUUAGAAAAGAUGAAGGAAAAGAGCUAUACACUAACUCGGUGAAGGAUUUCACAAGGUUCUUGAGAAGUUCCUAUUCAUUAGAGCGAUCAACCGCUAUAAAGUUAACAAAUGAUUAUGCCAAAAAACCUCGGCUCCUUAUAGUUUCAAGAAAAAAAACAAGAACUUUCACGAAUGUGAAAGACGUGGUUCAUGCAGCACAAGAUAUAGGAUUUGAGGUGGUUGUGGCUGAGAUGAAUGCAAAUCUUACGCAAGUUUCAAGGCUUGUAAACUCAUGUGAUGUGAUGAUGGGAGUUCAUGGUGCUGGGAUAACCAAUAUGCUUUUUCUUCCUGAAAAUGGUGUGUUGAUACAAGUCGUUCCAAUAGGCAACAUGGAUUGGAUAGCAAACACUUAUUUUGGAGUGCCUUCAGCGACAAUGGGUUUGAAGUACUUGGAGUAUAAGAUAAACAAAAUGGAAAGCACUUUGAUAGAGAAAUAUUCACUUAAUCAUCAGGUGUUCAUGGAUCCAAUUUCAAUUCAAAAGAAAGGUUGGGAUCCUUAUAAAUCAAUUUAUUUGGAUAAACAAAAUGUAAUGCUCAAUGUGACUAGAUUCAAAGAUACACUAUCAAAAGCCCUUGAACUUCUCCAUUCGUAGAAUUAUUUCUUUUUUGUUUCAUGUAAUAGCAAUCAAAGUUAAGAUUUUUUGUUUUAGAUAAACAGAUGUUUAGCUAUGAUUGAGUAUAUAUUAUUAGCAAGGGUUAAUGUUGCUAAAUAGACUUGUUAGUUUAUUGUCUAUUUUAUACAUUAUGUAUAGUUUAGGAUCCCUUAUGUAACAUUUCCAUGCAAUGAAAAACCCUAACAAAAGGGGUCUUUUACA
This is a messenger RNA of Lactuca sativa (garden lettuce), 1636 nucleotides long. Its product is annotated as Glycosyltransferase family 61 protein. Gene Ontology annotation, molecular function: glycosyltransferase activity. NCBI's taxonomy places the organism in Eukaryota, Viridiplantae, Streptophyta, Magnoliopsida, Asterales, Asteraceae. The record is from RefSeq and is a predicted model, not a curated record.